CAACCGGAGUAGGAAAAAGUUUGAUCUUUUUUAGUUUGUGAUUUGAGAUAAUUCCCAAAGCUUUGAGAUAGAAAUGGCUCCAGCAGUGACGGUAUUUGGAUCACCAACAUCCUCCGAGGUUGCCAGGGUCCUAACAUGCCUUUUCGAGAAAAAUGUAGAGUUCCGGCUCGUCCGUGCUGACUCCUUCAAGGGUCAGAAGAGGCAGCCAGAUUAUCUCAAGCUACAGCCAUGCGGUCAAGCCCUCACGUUCGUGGACGAGGGCUUAACUAUGGUUGAUUCGAGGGCAAUAAUCAGACACAUUGGAGAGAAAUAUGCAGACAAAGGGACCAAGAGCCUCGUAGGUUCCGGGACACUAGAGAGAGCAUCAAUCGAGCAAUGGCUUCUAAACGAAGCACAAAUUUUCGACCCUCCAAGCUCUGCACUUAUAUUUCACUUGGCAUUCGCUCCGUUUGCUGGAGUGGAAGAAGAUGAGGAACUGGUCGAGCAGAGUGAGAAGAAGCUUAUAAAUGUGCUCGACGUUUACGAGAAAAGGCUCGGACACAGUGCAUACUUGGCUGGGAACAGCUUCUCGCUCGCUGAUCUCUCUCACCUCCCCAAUGCACACAAGCUUAUGAAGAUACCAAGGUGUAGAUCAAUGUUUGAGUCGAAGGGGAGGGUUAUGAAGUGGUGGGAUAUGAUAUCGAGCAGGACUUCGUGGAGGAAGGUGGUGGAGAUGCAGAAGGAGCCGCCGAUGAGGGUCCUGUCACUGUGAGAGCAUUGUAAUUGAUUGUGUUGUUUGGGUUUGUUGAUUGUGUUGUUUGGGUUUGUUGAUGUAUUUUUUGUUUCUGCUUUCUUCUUGUUGUGUGAAGUCUGUGUCGUUUGUUUGAAUAAGGUCGAGGAGGUCAUUUAUAUCAUGUAGGAUGGUUGACACUGACUUCCUCUGAAAUAAGUGAUGUUAAAUGUUGGAAUCAUAGGUGGUUCUUUUGAAAAUUUGUGUGUAUUAAUUCCUUGAAUAAGAGGUUUUUUUAUUCAGUC
Asparagus officinalis (garden asparagus) is the source of this 1014-nucleotide messenger RNA. Its product is annotated as glutathione S-transferase F10-like. Bases 74 to 751 code for a protein of 225 amino acids. NCBI's taxonomy places the organism in Eukaryota, Viridiplantae, Streptophyta, Magnoliopsida, Asparagales, Asparagaceae. Gene Ontology annotation, molecular function: glutathione transferase activity; glutathione binding. Gene Ontology annotation, cellular component: cytoplasm. The transcript is spliced from 4 exons. The record is from RefSeq and is a predicted model, not a curated record.